CCGCCGCUGCUAUCCUAAUUUUAGCAGCCCGUUCUCUGCUACGAGGCGCUCCAGAAGACCGGGGCGCGAGCAAGGAUUGUAUUAUGGAACUGGGUCUGCCCAAGAGUAUCCCUCCCUAUGUGGAUUUAGGUGGGAUGAAUAUGGAAAGGGUUCCCGACGGCUUGAGAACUCCCCAGGCGCCCCACGACAUGGCUUCCAGCUUCCAUUUGCAGAGAUCGUCCGAGGCCAGGGAAGCGAUCGAGAAUUCCGCCAGCGAAUCGUCCGACACCGAAGUCCCAGAAAAGGAGCGAAGCGGCGUGCAGAAAAGCGACGACGGGAACGUGGAUGACCCGGCGAAGAAGAAGAAGCAGAGGCGGCAAAGGACGCACUUCACCAGCCAGCAGCUGCAGGAGCUGGAGGCCACUUUCCAGAGGAACCGAUACCCGGACAUGAGCAUGAGGGAGGAGAUCGCGGUGUGGACCAACCUCACGGAGCCCCGAGUCAGGGUGUGGUUCAAGAACCGUCGCGCCAAGUGGCGGAAGCGGGAGCGCAACCAGCAGAUGGACCUGUGCAAGAGCGGCUACGUGCCGCAGUUCAGCGGCCUGAUGCAGCCCUACGAGGAGGUGUACGCGGGCUACCCGUCCAACUACUGGCACGCCAAGAGCCUGGCGCCGGCGCCGCUCUCCUCCAAGAGCUUCACCUUCUUCAACUCCAUGAGCCCGCUCUCGUCGGCCCAGUCCAUGUUCUCGGCGCCCAGCACGCUGCCCUCCAUGAGCAUGCCGUCGUCCAUGGGCCACUCGGCCGUGCCGGGCGUGCCCAACGCCGGCCUCAACAACCUGAGCGGCUCGUCGCUCAACACGGCCAUGUCGUCGCCCGCCUGCCCCUACGGCCCGCCGGGCUCGCCCUACAGCGUCUACCGGGACACUUGCAACUCCAGCUUGGCCAGCCUGAGGCUCAAGUCCAAGCAGCACUCGAACUUCGGCUACAGCGGCCUGCAGAGCCCCGGCUCCACCCUCAACGCCUGCCAGUACAACAGCUGACGGGCCGGCGCCUCCGCACAGGGACCGCGGCGGCGGCGGCUGCGCCAAGGGGCCCCGGGGAGCCCCGCGGGAGGAAGGGCGCGGCGGGGCGGCGGCGGCGGCGACGGGAACGGAGAGAGAGAAGGAGAGAGAGGCGGGGGUUCAGACGACGCCCCAGCCCGGCCCUGAAACACGGGGAUGAGUUGCAAUGUAUUUCGUUCUCCUCUGGAUGAUGCGGGUUUUGUAUGCGUGUUUACUUGAACUUGCACAGGACUUCCUCUUCUAAGCGUCCACUUUAUUCGAGGAAAUACGGCGGGGAGGAGAGGGGGCGGGGGGGGAGAAACCGCGCCAGCGAAGAAAUGCGCGGCUCGUGGGCGGGGCUUUUUGUGGUAGAGGGUGGGAGGGGGAAGAGGCGCGGUUUCCGGGGCGGGGUUUUGCUUGCUUUUCCGGCCGCUUCAGGAGAAGGGGCGGGGACUCUGGCGAGAGGGGGCGGCGCUUCGGGUCAAUGGCAAGAUGGGAACUCUCAAGCGGAGCAAAUGUCAUCCUGACAAGGGUCAACCACUUCAGGGAGGUGCUGUUUAUCUUUUCGCCUUUCCCUGCGCUUGGCCGUCGGGUGGGCGGCGUUGCUUUCCACGUGCAUGAGUGACUCUCGAUGGGGAUUUGUUUCUUUAGCUGAAAGCGGUGGAGAGCCGGCCAUGCCGAGCACUAAGCGGCUGGAAAAGGUUCCUACCUCUCUCUCGUUUAUUCCCUCCCAAGACGGCAGUAUCUCCCCUCCCCCCCCCCCAACAUCCCUCUUUAAAUCGCCUCCCUUUAAAAAGGAACUUUGCAGAACGCCCCCCCCAGCCCUUCCCCUUUGCAAAGUCUUACCCCUGAUAAUCAAAUUAUCGUUCAUCCUUAUUUAAAUGGCUCUUUUUUUUUAAUUAAGAAAGAAUUCUCCUAGAGAAUCUAGGGACAGAAAUGUUUAAAAUACGGAAAAGGACUAUCCUGAAACGUCGAUACUGCAUCUUAAAAGGAAAGGAGUAUAGUAAUCUCGAGGUUGGGGGAAAUGUUUGAAAAAGUGACUUUGCUUUUCCAGCUCUGAACAAAAAGCAAGGAGCCCAAACAAGAAAUCUUAAAAAGGUGUUAUGAUGUAAAUGUAGAUAAUACUUAAAAUGACUAUGAAAAUGAUAAAUAUGAUCUUUAACUAUUAAUACGCAUUAAAAACGCAUAUGAAGUUUUCCUGCAGACAUAUUUGUUGCUUCUUUCUGUCAAUACUUAUUACCUGUAGAUGACAAAGAAACGUAAUAUAAAAUGCACAAGGUACUUCUUUCCCAGUGUAUUCCCACCUGUGGUAACCGUUACGCUGGAUGUUUCAAUAAUGCUGUUGUGGAGGAUGCAGUAUAUAUAUUGUUUUAUAAGUUAUGUUUUUGUGAUUUUUUUUUUCAAAAUUAAGAGCAUGGGAAUAAUAAAAAAAAAAACCUCUUCAAA
Messenger RNA from Podarcis muralis (Common wall lizard), 2465 nucleotides. It is a transcript of the gene PITX1, whose product is annotated as paired like homeodomain 1. The record is from RefSeq and is a predicted model, not a curated record. Gene Ontology annotation, molecular function: DNA-binding transcription factor activity, RNA polymerase II-specific; RNA polymerase II cis-regulatory region sequence-specific DNA binding. NCBI's taxonomy places the organism in Eukaryota, Metazoa, Chordata, Lepidosauria, Squamata, Lacertidae. Gene Ontology annotation, cellular component: nucleus. Gene Ontology annotation, biological process: anatomical structure morphogenesis; regulation of transcription by RNA polymerase II.